CAUUUCACACACCGACACACCACACGACGCUACACCACGCAACUCCUCUGACUCCUCACAUAUUACAUUACACACAUUUACUUACUCAUCAUCCCCCACACAAACAUACACACGUGUAUAGGCAUACAUACACAUAAACACAGCGUGGGACACAAGAUUGGAUUCAGUUCCCUUUGACUGCCUAGGGGAUUUUUUCUUUGGACCGAUUGAUCAGCAGUUUCCAAAGACCCGACACGGACCCGACUCAAGCUAAGCCGAUACCCAAUACAAACCAGGCUGACUGGACCGGAUCCAACCCAAGCAAAGUCAAGCCAAGCCAAGUUGACUCGACCCUUUCUGAUUCAAGACAAGCCAAGCCGACUUAACCGGACCCGACCGGACCGGACCCGACCCAGGUCAACCUAACUUAAGCCUGCCCGGCCCAGAGCCCCAGCUUAGUGAGUGAGUUGAGACAGAGAGAGAGAGAAAGAGAGAGAUGGCCAGCUCCAAGUCCUCCCAGACCACGCGCAACGUGGUGAUCGCCUGCCUGGCGGUGUGGUCCAUCAUCUCCCUCAUCAUCAUCGUGGUGUGGGCCACCUCCCCGCAGAUGAAGGGCAUCAGCCACUGCCGCCAGGAGCUGCAGGCCCUCAACGAGAAGCACGAGGGGGCAAAGGUCAUCUGGAACGAGGACCGGCAGGCCCUGGAGGCGCUGGUGCGCCAGGGCUGGGACAACCAGACCAGGCUGCAGGCCCAGGUGGACGCGCACAGGGAGAAGCUGGCGCAGCUCAACGUGACCCUGGACGAGUGCCACCAGGAGAAUGCCCUGUUGAGCGCAAACAUUACGACGCUGGAAAAUGAGAUUGAAGCGCAUAAGGCCACUGAGGCAAACCUCACUGCGCACAUCUCCCUGCAGAAAGAGGAGAUUGAGUGGCUGCACAGCAACUUGACCGGGAAGCUGCAUGAGCUGGAGUCCUGCGAGGCGUUGAGGAGCGCCGCCGUGAGCAUGCAGAAGGCGGCCGAGAAGACCACCGCCGCCUGCCAGACCAGCAAGCAGUACCUGCACACACAGCUUACAAGGUGUCAGAAUGAGGCCCUGAAGGAGGAUUCCAAUCAUCAGCAGCAGCAGUCUCCUGGCAACAGCGCUCCAAUGGCUGCCCACGGCACGCCCCUGAUCAUGGCCCUGUCUCUACUGCCCGCCCUCCUCCUCGCCCUGGCAUCAUGAGGGUGAUACAGAUGGAUGUUGCUGUGCUGUGGAGUUGCUGAUUGGAUAUAAUAACAAUGUAAAACACUGCAGCCAGUUACACGUAGAAAAACCAAGUUGCCCUGCUGCCUUAAGUUUGUAAGUUAAUUAAACUAGAGAAACCCUCAAGUUGAAUUAACUUACAAACUUAUAUUAGGCAGGGAAACUUAGUUUUUUUAUGUUUAACUGGCUGCAAUGUUUUACAGUGUAUAUUUGAGUACAACACUGUUGUCCGGGAGGACACGCUGAGAAAUGGAAAUACUACUCUGAACCUUAGUGUGAUGCAUCCGCACGUUUUUGCAGAACAGUUAUUGUAUGUACAGUGCACAGCAAUCAUGAGAGCACCCCUUUUGAAAAGUAACAUUUUGAACAAUAUUUCAAUAAUGCUAAUGAGAAUUAUCUGAAAAAGGAGUUGUGUAUCUGGAGGCAUAAUUUUGUACUCCCUAGCUCACCAAAUUUAACAUUUGAAGGUGCAUUACACUGAAAAUUAAGUGCAUAAUUGUUCUGCAAAAAGCUGCUGGUGUGACAAGCUUAGGUCCACACUAUAAAACUUUGCAGUCAGUUAAACAUAAGAAAGUAACUUGCCCUGCUGUUUGUAAGUUAACUCAAGUUGAAAAAGCCUUGAGUUGAGUUGCGUCUUGAGUUGAGUUAUCUUACAAACUUAAGUCAGCAUGGCAAUUUUUUUACGUUUUACUGGCUUGCAAUGGUUUACGGUGCAGAAUAGUUCCUCCAUUUCUCCGUGUGGAGGGAGGGAUGGAGAGGACCUGUGCCCCAGACGUGUACAGGCUGCCCAGAAAGUCUGCACCAGACGCACUGCUGUUACCAGAGAGAGUAGAGAAGUAAAGAAUCUCUGCUGUUACUGUACAUUACAACCAUGGGGGUGGGGAGCAAUGCCACAGGAUGGGGAGGGGAGGGGAUGGGAGGCUGCUGCCUCUAACGGCCUCCGCAUAUCGGUUCAGACAGCACUGCUGAGCACUUUCACUUCCGACAAUUUCGGUUACCCCCUGCACACAAUUUGACCACAGCAGAGCAAGGAUAAUCACAAUGGGUGGCUCUGACAAAAUAUUACUUGUCCCUAAUCGGCUGCCGACAUCUGCGGACAUUAGCGCGUGGGUAGUGUGUGGAGUUGUAUUGAAUGAAAACAAUGGAAUGGAGUGCUCUGCAUUUUGCUGGAGCAGAUGUGCAGAGGCUCUAACCUGACUCUUGGGAGCCGCUUUGCUGAGCGGAGAUGCAAGAGCCGGGUUAUGCUGCCUCUUCACAGAUAUAGAUUUACAGUGUCGCCUUUUU
Molecule: messenger RNA, 2506 nt
Organism: Engraulis encrasicolus (European anchovy)
Lineage: Eukaryota; Metazoa; Chordata; Actinopteri; Clupeiformes; Engraulidae
Exons: 5
Coding region: 476-1201 (241 amino acids)
Source: RefSeq, a predicted model, not a curated record